Leptopilina boulardi is the source of this 5018-nucleotide messenger RNA. RefSeq names its product protein transport protein Sec24C-like. Bases 147 to 4277 code for a protein of 1376 amino acids. The record is from RefSeq and is a predicted model, not a curated record. Gene Ontology annotation, biological process: intracellular protein transport; endoplasmic reticulum to Golgi vesicle-mediated transport; COPII-coated vesicle cargo loading. Gene Ontology annotation, cellular component: endoplasmic reticulum exit site; COPII vesicle coat. The transcript is spliced from 7 exons. NCBI's taxonomy places the organism in Eukaryota, Metazoa, Arthropoda, Insecta, Hymenoptera, Figitidae. Gene Ontology annotation, molecular function: SNARE binding; zinc ion binding.
AAGCGCAUGCGCAGUGCUGCCUUACGUGGCAUCAGCCGCAGUUACUGUUUCGAAGAAAAAAAGUAGUGAAAAAUCAUUUUUAUUUCUUAUUUAUAAAUUUAAUAUUAUUAAUAAUUAUUUGUGAAUAAAAGGGUUUUUAUUUCGUUAUGGUACUUUGGGAAUCGUCAACAAUGUAUGGACAGCAUUUAAUGAAUUCCUCAAUGCAACCACCACUUCCUGGAGGUCCAGGUGGUCCAGUACCUGGACGACCACCUCAAGAUAUGUCCUCACCAUCAAUGAUGGGUCAAUCCCAAUAUAAUGGACCUCCAAUGGCAACGAAACAAAAUCUUCCCGGUCCACCAUUAUCUGGACAACAAAAUUUGUCCACAACUGGACAAACAAUGGGCCCGCCAUUACCCGCAAUGAAUUCAUCGAUACAAUCACCAAUUUCCGGUGGUCCACACGAUUUAUCAGGUCCCUCAAUGAUGGCUCAAUCGCAAUAUACCGGACCACCAAUGGCGGUAAAGCAAAAUAAUCCCCUUUCCGGUUCUCAAUUACCAGGACAACAUAAUUUAUCUCAAUCUCUAUCCGGUCCCGGACAACAAACAAAUUCUCCUUCCGGUCCUCCUUUACCCGGACAACAAAAUUCUCAUUCUGGAGCUGGUCCUCCACAUAAUUCCGGUCCACCUUUACCCGGACAGCAAAACUCGUAUCCCACUUCUCAAAUUACCUCCGGUCCUCCUUUACCCGGACAACAAAAUUCUCAUCCUGUAGCUGGUCCUCCACAUACUUCCGGUCCACCUUUACCCGGACAGCAAAACUCGUUUCCUGCUUCUCAAAUUACCUCCGGUCCUCCUUUACCUGGGCAGCAAAAUUCUCAUCCCGGACAAAAUUCCGGACAAGGGAAUUUAACAGGACCUCCAAUGGCGGGACAGCAAAAUUGGCCAGGUGCAAUUUCGGGACAGCAGAGUCAUUCGGGUCCGAUAGGCGGUCCUCCAAUGCCGGGGCAACAAAACCAUUUGGGUUCAAUGGUAGCGCCUCCUUUAUCGGGUCAGCAAAAUCAUUCGGGUCCAAUGGGAGCUCCUCCGUUACAACAAAAUCGUUCGGUAUCAAGUUCUCCAAUGCCGGGACAACAAAAUCAUUCCGGUCCUAGUGGAGGUCCUCCAAUGCCGGGACAACAAAAUCAUUCAGCUCCCCCAAUGCCAGGUCAAAAUCAUUCGGGACCAUUGUCAAGUUCCCCUAUGCCUGGACAACAAUCUCAUUCGGGUCCAAUGAGAAGUUCUCCAAUGUCUGGUCCUUCGAUGUCGGGACAACAAAGUCAUUCAGCUCCAAUGUCUGGACCUCCAAUGCCUCCAGGUUCAAUGGGAGCUCCUCCACUAUCAGCUCAACAAAAUCAUUCGGGUCCCAUUGGCGGUCCUCCGCUAUCGGCACUACAAAAUCAUUCAAAUCCUCCAAUGCCCGGACAACAAAAUCAUUUGGGUUCAAUGCCAGGUCAAUCUGGUCCAAUUGGAGGCCCACCACUACCGGGACAACAGAAUUUCUCUGCUCCAAUGGCUGGUGGUCCUCCAAUGUCAGGACAACAGAAUUUCUCCGGUCCAAUGGGAGGUCCUCCAAUGCCGGGGCAAAAUUUAUCCGGCCCUCCAUUGUCAUCGGGUCAUGGUUCGAUGCACUAUCCAGGACAACGAGGUCUCGCUGGUCAACAAUCGUUGCCAAGUAUGCAACCCCAUUUGGCGAGUAGUCAACCACCGGGUAUGAAUCAGUAUGGACCAAAAACUGGGUAUAUGCCGGGUCAACCUGGUGGUGUGGUUCGUCAGCAGGAGCCACCAAUGCCGGGCUAUCAACAAAAUUAUCAACAGCAGGGGUAUCAAAAUGUGCCCGACAUGUACGCUAGCCAAAGGAGUCCAUAUCAAGGUGGAUAUCAACAGGGACAACAACAACAACAGCAGCAGCAACAACAACAACAGCAAGCUAGAAGACUAGAUCCCGAUCACAUGCCAAGUCCCAUACAAGUAAUCCAAGACGAUAGACGUUCACGAAGCGGUGAUUUUAUCACCAAUCAAAAAGGAUUAGUUCCUCCUCUAGUGACCACUAAAUUUACCGUACAAGAUCAGGGUAACGCAUCGCCUAGAUAUGUGCGUUCAACAAUGUACACUGUACCAACGACAACGGAUAUUAUGAAGCAGACAAGUGUUCCAUUUAGUUUGAUACUAAGUCCAAUGGCACGUGUCGAAGAUGGUGAAUAUGAACCACCAGUUGUCGAUAUGGGAGAAAUUGGUCCAGUACGUUGUGUUCGUUGUAAAGCGUACAUGAGUCCAUUUAUGCAAUUCAUUGAUUCGGGUAGACGAUUUCAAUGUAUGUUCUGUAAAGCAACAACUGAAGUACCAGCUGAAUAUUUUCAACAUUUAGAUCACACUGGUCAACGAAUGGAUAGAUAUGAACGUCCUGAAUUAAUGCUUGGUACUUAUGAAUUUAUUGCAACUAAAGAUUAUUGUCCGGAGAAUAAAUUUCCCAAUCCACCGGCAAUGAUAUUUAUCAUUGAUGUCACAUACAAUACAAUAAAAUCGGGUUUAGUAAAUUUAAUAUGCGCUGAGAUGAAGAAUAUUAUACAUAAUUUGCCAAUUGAUGUUGGACAAACGAGAACAAAUAUGAAAAUUGGAUUUAUUACCUACAAUAAUACGGUGCAUUUUUAUAAUAUUAAAUCGUGUCUUGCACAACCGCAAAUGAUGGUUGUUGGCGAUGUACAGGAUGUUUUUAUGCCAUUGCUGGAUGGUUUUCUAUGCGAUGCUGAAGAAAGUUUAGAAGUUAUUAACAGUCUAAUGAGCCAAAUACCAAUGAUGUUUGCCGAUACACGUGAAACGGAGACAAUACUCGCGCCAGCAAUUCAGGCAGGAUUGGAAGCAUUAAAAGCAUCGGAGUGUGCUGGUAAAUUAUUGGUGUUUCAUUCGUCACUACCAAUUGCUGAGGCGCCGGGAAAAUUGAAAAAUAGAGAUGAUAGAAAAUUACUUGGCACUGAAAAGGAGAAAACUGUUCUUGCACCACAGAAUAAUGUUUACAAUACACUUGGUCAGGAUUGUGUUACAGCUGGUUGUAGUGUUGAUCUUUUUAUUUUUAAUAAUUCCUAUAUUGAUAUUGCAACAAUUGGACAAGUUUGUCGUCUAACUGGUGGUGAGGUUUAUAAAUAUACUUAUUUUCAAGCUGACAUUGAUGGCGAUAGAUUAAUUGCUGAUGUUAUUAAUAAUAUCAGUAGACCAAUUGCCUUUAAUUCUGUGAUGAGAGUUAGAACGUCCACUGGUGUAAGGCCAACGGAUUUUUAUGGUCAUUUUUACAUGUCAAAUACAACGGAUAUGGAAUUGGCGAGUAUUGAUUGUGAUAAGGCAGUGGCAAUUGAAAUUAAACAUGACGAUAAACUUGCCGAGGAAGAGGGUGUUUAUGUACAGGCAGCACUACUUUAUACUUCAUGCGGUGGUGUUAGAAGAUUGAGAAUUAUUAAUAUCAGCUUAAAAACAUCAUCACAAAUGGCUGAACUUUAUCGAGCUUGCGAUCUUGACGCUAUUAUUAAUUUCUUCUCGAAACAAGGUGUUUUUAAAUUAUUAGAACACUCGCCAAAGGCAGUGAAGGAAAAUCUCAUUUCGAGAUGUGCAAAUAUGUUGGCAGCUUAUAGGAAAAAUUGUGCGGCUCCAAGUAGCGCUGGACAAUUAAUUCUCCCUGAAUGCAUGAAACUUUUGCCUCUCUAUGUCAAUUGUUUAAUGAAAAGCGAUGCAAUUUGUGGUGGUGCGGACAUGACGAUCGACGACAGAUCAUAUGUGAUGCAGGCUGUUUCCAUAAUGCCGGUCUAUACGUCAGUCAAUUAUUUUUAUCCCCGAAUGCUUCCACUACACAAUUUGGAUCCACAGGAAAAAGAUUUACCUCAAAUGUUGCGGUGUUCAGUCGAUAAAAUUACGGACGACGGAUGCUAUUUACUUGAAAAUGGAAUUCACAUGUUUUUGUGGCUUGGAUUGGGACUUAAUUCCCAAUGGGUACAAGGAGUAUUUGGAGUUCCAUCUGUCGUUCAAAUUGAUACGGAUCGUACGAAAAUUCCUGUUCUUGACACUCCGCUCAAUAAACGAGUCAAUGAAAUAAUCAAUUGUGUUCGCGCUGAUCGACAUCAUUGUAUGCGGUUAACGAUGGUGAGACAGAGAGACAAAUUAGAAAUGGUGUUUCGUCAUUUCCUCGUCGAGGAUAAAGGAACAGAUGGAAGUGCAAGUUACGUUGAUUUUCUCUGCCAUAUGCACAAAGAAAUACGUGCACUCCUUAGCUAAUGAAUCAAUUAAUAAAUUAAUAUUAAAAAUUUCAAAAAAUAAAAUAAAUUCAAUCGAAUUGUCUAAUAAAAAUAAUAAUAACAAUUAUAAUCGAAGGAAAGAGAACGAGCGAGAGAGAGAGAAGAUUGCAUUAAAGAGAAAAUUACAAAAUAAAAUAUAUCCCAUUCACGUGAUGAAAGUGAAAAUUGUAGUUUUUAAUAUAAGGAAAGUAUAUCUAACUAAUAAAUUACAAGAGAUGAAAAAUGGCUUUGUAGAAAUAAAUAAAAAAAAAUGAUUUUUAUGCCUUGCAUAAAAAUUUUACAAUGAACAUUAAAAAAUGAUAAAUAAAGUGCGAAGAAGAUAAAAGUGCGCACAUUCAGUGAUUUCUAUAAAACAAAAAAAAAACAAAAAAAUGAAAUAACAACUGUGAAACGUAAAAAUUGUAUUAUUGAAUAUUUUAUUUAGUCCAUAAUAUAUAUAUAUAUAUAUAUAUAUAUAUAUAUAUAUAUAUAUAUAUAUAUAUAAAUAGAAUAUGCAAAUUGAUAAUUUAAAAAUUACAGUUUUAUUUGAAAAGGAAAAGUAAUUUUUUAAUUUUACAAAUUAUUCUAUGUCCAAUCAAUCAAUGUGCAAAUUUUUAUUCGAAAUUAGAGACAUUUUAAAAUGGAAUUACGUUUUUAUGUAAAUAUACUCGAGUGGUAAAAAAAAACCAAGCAGUUAAAAUAUUUCGUUAUGUCACUUUUUAAAUAAAAAUGUAUAGACAUU